Molecule: messenger RNA, 1479 nt
Organism: Lampris incognitus (smalleye Pacific opah)
Lineage: Eukaryota; Metazoa; Chordata; Actinopteri; Lampriformes; Lampridae
Gene: mterf4
Product: mitochondrial transcription termination factor 4
Exons: 3
Coding region: 520-1350 (276 amino acids)
Biological process (GO): mitochondrial ribosome assembly; regulation of DNA-templated transcription
Cellular component (GO): mitochondrion
Molecular function (GO): double-stranded DNA binding
Source: RefSeq, a predicted model, not a curated record
UCCCCCUUAUUAAAUGGAAUUUGUGUCAUUGCAGCUUAAUUAGGUUUUAGAAUAACGAUAUUCGACUCUGUCUACUCCGUAUUUCAAAAAUCUAGUUUCCGUGCUUACUUGGCUAAACAGACAGUCUUAACCCUGGUGUCCGUUAGCUCAAUGGUGUGACGCGUUCCCGUCUGUUAGUCAUGCUUUACGGCUACCGUGCAGCAGCCGUGUGUUCUGUCCUUUAGCUGCAAGAGCAAUGCAUGUAAAACGUACGAAUGUAAAAAAAACAGCAACUGGGUGCGUAACACUCAGACGCACUUGACGUCCAUGUGAUCUGUUCCACAGGCUUUUCGGUGGACUCUGAAAAAUGCCACCAAACCCGCCUUAUAUCCAAGUCAGCUUAAUAGAUGCCAUGUGUCACAGCCCCUCUGCGUAUGGUACCGGGUCCUCUGUUCUCCCCCCAGCCGGAGCACCGUACCGUCCGCGGGGCACUACCGUGAACCAGCUCCAUCUCCGAGACAGGCGGCCGGGGAGCUGUCCAUGAGGUCUUUGCUUGAUAUGGGAUUCACGGACGCGCAGGCAGAGCAGGUCUUUGAGGCGGUGUCGCAAAUCAAGGGAAGGGGCGCCGCAGAGCAUCCCCUGUCGACUGUCACGGCUCUGUUUUUCCUGGGCCUCAACUCCUCCAGUGUGUUUAAGAUUCUGGAGAAAUGUCCCGAACUUUAUCGCAUGAAGGACUCCCAGUUCAGUCAGCGCAUAGCCAACCUGCGGAAGUUGGGUUUAGUCGAAGGCAGUCUUCAGAGAGUAGUGGCUUACUACCCCCAGAUUCUGAUGAUUCCAGUGAAGCAAAUUAAAAACGUGGCCAUGUUCCUGCGAGAGAAAUGCCUAUUCACUGUGCAGCAAGUUACAAGCAUCCUCAGAGACCAUCCGGCCAUACUACAGGAAGACCAGGGCCAGCUGGAGUACAAGUUCCAGUAUGUAUACUUCCGUAUGGGUAUCAAGCAGGAGGAGAUGGUGAAAACAAGGUUGUUCCGAUUCUCUCUGGAGGAAGUGCGUUGUAGACACUGUUUCCUGGAGCGCAGGGGAUUGUAUGACACCCCAGACAAGAAUGGACAGACACGUAUCCUCAACCCCAAAUUGAGCAGCAUCCUUAACGUUGACCUGGACAGUUACCUCACAGAUGUUGCCAAGGCCUCAGUGGAGGAGUACAACGUAUUUCAGAAGAUGAUGGUGAGGGAGUGGCAGGAAGAGGAGCAGCAGCAGAAGGAAAUGACAUCUGACAGUGAUGACGAUGAUGAGGAGGAAGAGGAGGAGGAGGAGUUAGAUGAGGAGCAGGGAGGGGCAAGUGGGUACGUUAAAAGGAGGCGAAAAUGAGGCAAGUUACGGACUCCCAGCAAAUUGGGAGAAAAAAAAAAAAAUCAAAGAUGAGUUAAAUGGGCACCAAAAUGUUUUCCCUAGAAUAUCAGUGUAACUUUUAAAGACUGGCAAAUAAAUAGAUCAAAA